ACUUACAAGUCUCAUUGUGAUCCGUUUUUACUUUAGAUCAAGCGCCUACUUUCGUUUUGAAUAUGGCAUGAUAGACUCUAGAAGACUUAAGAUUCUUAUAAAGCAUUAGACACGAGAUCUAGAUCUACUUAGGAUACAAAUUUAUUUUUAAUAACUAAUCUGGAUAUAAUAACAUAAAAUAAUAGAACUAGAAUCUAGUCCGUAGUCUCAGAGGCUAGGUCUGCUGCUGAGUGUACAACUACUAACAACAAAAUUAAUGAAUGAGGAAUGACAGAGUCGAAUGGUCGGAUUGAAUGAAUGCUCUAGUCUAACUCCAGUAGAUACGAGAGCUCAGAAUUAGAUCCAUUCUAUUAUUUCUACGUAGACUGAGUUUCUAGAAUAUUUUCUAGACUCUAGAGAUCUAGAAUUUAAAGACAUUUUUAUAUAUCUACUUUUACAAGUCAACACCGGCUGGCCCAAAAAAAAGGAGGGGGGGGGGAACACCUGAUUAGAACUGGUUCUGUCAUUUUGUUAUAGAUCUUAUAGAUCUAGACCCCCAGAGUCCAGAUUAUUUAGUAAGACAUGAUUCACUAUCUGAAAUAAAAUCGUCAUUCAAGGUACCAGUACACUGUAGGAAGCAAGAAAUAAAUUUAAGGUCCAAAGAAAACCUGGCUGGACAAUGAUGAGAAAGAAUGGACAGAUCUCUCUUGAUAUUCUUCAAAGGUGGACAGUUGAUGUUGUUCAGAAAAGAGGUUUUGGCAACUUCUGGUUAUUACAGGGUCACAGCAUCCAUACUUUUCCCUACUUUCCAUAAAAGGCAAUGGACUGAUGAUGAUUAAAGCUACCCGGUACUAGAAAAAAAACUUACCGGUAGUUGAAUUAAAAAUUGUUUGUAAAAUGUUUUCCAUGUUUCGGAUGUUCCUUCAGGAUGACUGGGGAUGGGCGCGGGCAGGGUUUGAAACCGGGAUCAUUGAUAAGUCCGAACAACAGUCCAGUGCGCAAGUAAAUCUAGAUUUUAACAGAAGCUAAAUUUAUUUGAAGCUAGAUUAAAUAGUUUAAAUAAAGUUAGAGGUCUUCUAGAGUCUAGAUUCCAAAUUGCUCUAUAGAUCAUAAACUCAGAAAAACUUUCAACAAGUAUUCAGAGAUUAAUCAAUUUUUAGGCUAGGCCUUCUAAAAUUCAAUGAAUUAAAAACAUUCUUUGAUUCUAAAUUUACUGAGUUAGAUCUCACACUAACUUCCCUUGACAUAGAUUAUGGAUAUGCAUAACCAUAGACCAUAGAACAUAUUUGAACAUAAUUAUCUUUUUUGAAAGAACUUGUGUAAUUUUAAGAUGUUCUCUCAAAUAAGAUGUUAACUUGACUUGUUCUUGGCUUAUCCUAGAUGUACAUGUAUAGAAUGCUGGUAUGUACAGUAAAGAGGGACUGUUUAUAUGCUGGGCAGGGCAUAUGGGGAAUGACAGUAUGCCAAAGGCAAUCUUACAUCUUUUUUGGUGAGAUAAAUGUGGUCGGCGUAACAGAGGUUCCCCCCGUAAAUUCUUUAGACCAAUUUAGGCGCCAACUUGCUUUAAUUGACACAGAAGAAAGCACCUGGCAGCAGUUGGCUUCCAAACAAGACUGCUGGAGGUUUCUUACAAAGGUGGCGGGAUACACACUUGAGACCAAACGAGAAGCCACUGCUGAUGACAAGUAGACACAUCAAACAGAAAACCUAAAGCAACCACCAGUGGACAACGGUUAUGUUUGUGCUGGAUGUGGCAAAAUAUACUGAAGCUAAUAAUGACCAGAGAUGGAGAAAGUGUCUGUGAAGAAACUCAUAUGACAUCCGAUAACUGUAUUUUAAUGAGUUUACCAUUGAUGGAGGGGUCAGAGGUCAGCAUGUCUGGAAUGAAGAGCUUAGACGAUGAAGACUUAGAAGAUAUGGUGAAGGUUGAAGAUGACGAUGAUGAUGUGAACCAAAUGUUAUCUGUUGUCAAUGGAGGAGAUGUUAUCCAAAACAACCACUCUACACUGCAGUCCUUGCUGUCUACACCAGUCUCUAGUGGCUUCACAGCACCAGAGGGCAUGCAGGUGGUCACAGCACAAGAAUUUUUAAACUUGGGACUUGCCACUGAAGGGGGUGAAGGCCUGGUUCACAUUGUACCUACAAACACUAGUCUAGGCACUAAGUAUAUUGGAUUGAUUGCUAUCGCUAAUCCAAGUCUAUUAGCUAAUGGCAAGCAAUUAGGUUUUUCAGGAUUUGAGACAGCUGAUUCCUCAGAUCUCCAUUCUGCUACUGUGGAGGGCAUGGCAGCUAUAUUGAUGCCACCCCCACAAGAAGUGCUGCCUGUAAAUUGUCCAGCCUGGGCCAUGAGACUGAAAAAAUGUGAGAAAAUUGGUGAUUCUUACCGUGGCUAUGUUGAGACUGAGACAGAACUGGACAUGGUGUUGACUCAGCACAAACAACAGACCAGUAGCUUCUGGGGCACACGCCAGUCUCCUAGUCCUGCUAAAACCUCCACAAGAUUAAUGUGGAAAUCUCAGUAUGUUCCAUUUGAUGGGAUUCCGUUUGUCAACACAGGCAGUCGAGCUGUUGUAAUGGAAUGUCAAUUUGGUCCUCGCAGACGAGGAACUCUAGGAAAACGAGGAUCAUCACAAAAUUCAUCUGGUGAAUUUAAGCAAACUUGUCCAGCUCGUAUCUACAUAAAAAAAGUUCGCAAAUUUCCAUCUCACUCUGUGAAUCUAAAUUUAGACAAAAAGAGCAUUCGUCUAGCAAUGGACAAAGCAUUUCAUGAACUACGUGAACAAGGUUUAGAUAGGUGGGGAGAAGAAAGGUAUUAUGUUCAGUUGCCAACUUUAAAAGCUCAUGAUUACCACGAAUGUAAACAGGACAGCAGUUCAUCUCUAAUUUUGGAGGAAACUAUGAAUGUUGGCGAUGAGCAAAACCUUGGUGCUCGAAUACACCCAUCGGUCUUGGAGAAACUUAGACAAAUGGUGGCUGGAGGAGAGACUCGGCUUUAUUAUAUCAGAAAACAGUUGCGGAGAUUUGUUUUAAAAGAACUGUUCCAGUGUCCUGGCUCUGUCCCAGAACGUCAUGAUCUAACUAUGUUUCCUACAGUCAAUGACUUGAAGAAUCACAUUCAUCAAGCUAUGAAGGAUAUAGAGAGUGGGUUGCUGCCCCUUACAACUUGUGUGGCAAGUGUUGAAAGUAUGCAGGUCAGUGAGUCAAAUGCCGAAGAUCAAGAUUCAUCUGAUAAUAAACAUGAGUUAUGUUCCCUUUGGGCCAAUGGCAGUUUGUCUUCUGGAGCCAUGCCUGAGACUGUCACUGUAACUCUUACACAAAACCCUGAACAAGAUGGUCAUCACAUUAUUUCUCGAAUUGAAACUCAUCUGAGUGAUGGUACCACCCAGGUCAGCACAACCUUAACACCAGAAACCGCUCAGCUUUUGUCUAGAUUACAUCCUGGUCUAUUUCCUGCUGGAAGUUUGUUACAGAUUGACACAUGUAAUAACUCCAGUGCAAAUGGUGCUGCUGAUUCAAUUCAAGAAAACCCUGUGAGUGAUGUCAGCAGUGACUUGGUAGAUGGAGAUGGUACUCACACUAUAUUAGACUCGUUGGAUUCUAGUCAAAACAUUUCAGGUCUCAUAGACACUGACCCAACAGACCUGUCCAGUAUAGUUCACUCACAACCUGACUUAAAUACACUUACUGGUGCAAGUCUCUCUGUACUUAGAUCUGUGCAUACUGCGACCAUCUCUGAACUGGUUUCUUCAGGAGCUGCUGGUAUUAGCAUAGUGACAGGAUUGCCAAAUACUUUGGCAAUAGUUACCUGUAAAUCAGACACUGCAGGCACUAUGGCUUUUGAUUCUUCUGACAGUGAUAGCAACCAACUGACUUUAGUUGAAAAUGAUGAUCAUCAUGGCAAGUUAACAGAACAAGAGCUUGGAAUGGCAAGAUUAGAACAUCGUGUAUCUGAUUUAUGAUCAGUUGAAUCAGUCUAUUUAUUGCAUUGACCGAAUCAAUAGACAAUCUCUCUUUGUGAUCAUUUGGAGUUGUAAAUUCUGCCACGUGGGAUCAUUCUAUAGUUUCUAUUUGUGGCUAAAGAAAUAUACAUUUUUACAAUAUAGAUCUACAAGUUUACCAAGAGAUUGUUAGAUUUUUAAUGAAUGUUAAAGUGACUCUUAUCACUAAAGGUAACUUAUCUGUCCGAUUAUAGCAUACAGUUAUUUUUUUUUUUGUGAAAACUUUCAAACACAUGAAGAAGCUUUGAGUGUUUAAGUGGAAUACUAGUGUUCAGAAGUUUACAAGUUUUGACCUCAUUUUUGUAACAAAUUAAUUUUAAGAUGCUAGUUAAUUUUUGUUCAUCAGUUAAUUUAUGUUGAUCAAAUAUGUACGUACUAUACAGUUCAAUUACCCAUGCAAUUAUAUAAUUAUAAUAAUAGUAAAUUACUUUGUGAGACUUUAUCUGUUUACUUUUUCUUGUGUAGAUCCAAGUGUUACAUUGAAUUUCUUGGCAUUAUGUCUGCUGUAUAUUCUGUAAAUAUAUUUAUAGUCUGUAAUUAUGUAUAUAAGUAGUAUUUGUUGAAGAUGGUUAUGCUUACCAGUAAUUCAUACAAGUAUUUAUUAGUGACCUAUUGUUGUGACAAUGUGAUGUCACUUAAGUUUUUUUUUACCAUUGACACUAGACCUUGACCUAGUUAGUAAUUGAGGCAAUUCAAUAAAAUUUUGUCAUUCAGUG
This is a messenger RNA of Biomphalaria glabrata, 4693 nucleotides long. Its product is annotated as calcium-responsive transcription factor-like. The transcript is spliced from 13 exons. Gene Ontology annotation, molecular function: RNA polymerase II cis-regulatory region sequence-specific DNA binding; DNA-binding transcription factor activity, RNA polymerase II-specific. Lineage: Eukaryota; Metazoa; Mollusca; Gastropoda; Planorbidae. The record is from RefSeq and is a predicted model, not a curated record. Gene Ontology annotation, cellular component: nucleus. Gene Ontology annotation, biological process: regulation of transcription by RNA polymerase II. Bases 1728 to 3938 code for a protein of 736 amino acids.